Messenger RNA from Pseudocercospora fijiensis CIRAD86, 2347 nucleotides. RefSeq lists its product as uncharacterized. Gene Ontology annotation, molecular function: mRNA binding. Gene Ontology annotation, cellular component: Ubp3-Bre5 deubiquitination complex; cytosol; ribonucleoprotein complex. The record is from RefSeq and is a predicted model, not a curated record. Lineage: Eukaryota; Fungi; Ascomycota; Dothideomycetes; Mycosphaerellales; Mycosphaerellaceae. Gene Ontology annotation, biological process: protein deubiquitination; ribophagy. The transcript is spliced from 2 exons. The coding region runs from base 303 to 2015 and encodes 570 amino acids.
CAUAAAGCUAUCUUCAUCCAGCGCGAUUGUUUGCCUCGUCGACCUUUGCAAGCACUUGCCGUGUGUACCGAAAUUGGCAGACCUUUCCUCUGCUCCAAGUUGCUUCGCGGCGUUCGCGCAUCGCAAAUCGCAACUGCGCUCACGACGCCGGUUCUUCAAAGUUUGCCCGCGGAGCUUGACUGAUCCUCCGCGACACGCCAGUCCAUCCUCUGCCAACCACCCACCAAGCACUUCGACCGCGUCUGCACGCAACGCUUCCUGCACCUCACCUCCGACAGCUCCAGUACAGGUACAGCUUCACCAUGGCUUCCGAGGUCGCGGGCAUGCCGAACGGCACCUACGCGCCUCACCAGGCAUACGGCGGCAUCGAACAGAACAACUACGCUCAUGCAACCAAUGCUCAGGCACCGCAGCAAGCCGCUCCGCAAGCACCGCCCACAUCGUCCACCCCGUCCAACGCGCAGCAAGCACAGCAACCAGAUAUCCCCAAGGAUGAGGUAGGCUGGUACUUUGUCGAGCAAUACUACACCACCCUGUCACGCAGUCCCGAGAAACUUUACCUCUUCUACAACAAGCGCUCUCAGUUUGUCUCUGGACAGGAGACCGACAAGGUUGCCGUAUGCGUGGGUCAGCGUGCCAUCAAUGACAAGAUCAAGGACCUCGAUUUCCAAGACUGUAAAGUCCGCGUUACCAACGUGGACUCCCAAGCCUCCGAUACAAACAUUGUUAUCCAGGUCAUCGGAGAACUCUCAAACCGAGGCCAGCCUCAUCGCAAGUUCACCCAGACUUUCGUGCUCGCAACGCAGACCAACGGCUACUUUGUUCUCAACGACAUCUUCCGCUACCUGGUGGAGGAGGAGGACGAGCCAGAGGCUGAGACUCGGCAGCCUGCCCAAGAGGUGCAGCAGGUCUCAGGUACUGAGAGCGGCUUCCAAGAGCCUGCUCCAUCAGAGGCCGAGCCAAAGACGUUGACCAGCUCUGCUGAACCUGCUGCUGUUGAGAAGAACGCACAAGAGGUUGACAAGGAGAUCGAGGAGAAGCUUGUGAACAAUGUGCAUAAUGUCCAGAGCGCUGUUCCAACUGCGACAAACGGCGAGCCAGCCUCCGAAGAGCCAGCUGUCGUUGAGGAGAAGUCAUUGGAAUCAACAGAUGCAGGCAAGCCAUCAGCCGUCGAGGCACCGACCGCCGCCGAAGUUGAUAUCGAGCCAGAAACGCCAAAAGAUCCAGAACCAACUCCCGUUACGAGUCCGGCUGCACCAGCACAGGCUCCAUCUCAAGCAGCCUCGGCCCCGGCACCCAAGCCAGCUGCUCCGGCUGCACCGAAGACCUGGGCCAGCCUCGCAGCAUCUGCGAAUCGUGUUGCGACUCCUGCUCCUCCUGCUCCUGCUCCCCCUGCUGCGCCAGCUACGCGUCCGGCUCCCAAGGCUGCCACUCCGACUGCGCCUGCCCAGCCCGCCUCAUCAUCCACUUCGUCUGCUCCAUCCGCACCUGCAGCUCAGCGACAGGAGGCUCAGGGCUCUGAUUCUCAGGACGAGUGGACUGCUGUCAGCAGCAGCCACAACCGCCAGCAAUCUCGACAGGCAAACAAUGCGUCUCAACAAGAAGAAUCUGCAAACCGUGGCUACAUCAAGAAUGUGAGCGACAACGUUGAGCACAACAAGCUUCGUGCAGAGCUAGAGAAGUUUGGCAAGGUCGCUUAUUUCGACAUUGCGCGCCAAAAGAACUGUGCCUUUGUCGAUUUUGAGACUACUGAGGGUUACAACAAAGCGCUGAACGCACCAUUCAAGAUCGGCGACGACGAACUCUACGUAGAGAAGCGCCACAUUCGGCCAGGUCAAACUCCAUACAUCCCUCGCGGCCAAUUUCAGGGCGGUCGAGGCGGCGGUCGUGGUAGUGCCGGCCAGGGCGCACCUCGCGGCAACUAUCAAGGUGGCCGUGGCAACGGCAACGGCGCACCUCGCGGUCGGGGCGGCUUCCAGUCCCAGCGAGGCGUUCGUGGAGGCGCCCAAGCAUAAAUGACUGGCACGUUGUUGGCCGCAUGCAUUUGGCCCUGUGCCGCUCCCGAGACUCGCACGGCAUGCGAAGUCUCCUUCCAGCACAGCACACGACGAAUCACCCACAAAAUGUACUACUAUCAGAGCGCUUUUGCCAGGACUUUUAAUGUGUCAUUAGCUACGAUGAGAUCGCGGAUCUCGCAUAGAGCGGGAAAAGUUGCAUAGCGUGGCUUGUCAUUUUGACUGGACAGAGCGUGGUGUAUUCUUGGGCUUUGUCUCGCAUUGGCUGGGUUGCUACCAUUUCUGAUCCUCAGAUAGCGAACAGAUCUGAUGUAAAAAGAGAAACAAACAAC